Molecule: messenger RNA, 2570 nt
Organism: Cloeon dipterum
Lineage: Eukaryota; Metazoa; Arthropoda; Insecta; Ephemeroptera; Baetidae
Product: protein white-like
Exons: 14
Coding region: 88-2073 (661 amino acids)
Biological process (GO): transmembrane transport
Cellular component (GO): cytoplasmic vesicle membrane; plasma membrane
Molecular function (GO): ABC-type transporter activity; ATP binding; ATP hydrolysis activity
Source: RefSeq, a predicted model, not a curated record
UUUUCUUCGACCCGUUCCCAGUUGUUGGCCAGCAGCACCAGCAGCAGCGCGAUCAGCUUGAAUUUUUACCAUUUGCUAGUCGCUGCCAUGGUGGUGUGCGACGAAAAGGAACCCUUACUGCUCGAGGGUGCCGGACAGAAGGUUUACAGUGCCCUCGUCAGCGACUCCCACAAAGAGUUGGAAAAAGGAGCCGAAAUGUCUAGCUUGCGAGGCUACGGCAAAUGGGCCCCCGAUGUUGAGGGUGUCACCUUAACUUGGCACGACCUGAGUGUCUACGUGCCCGCGGAAAAAGAAGGAGGACUGUUCAGGAAGCAGAGCAAGCCGCACAAGAGACUCCUAAAUUCAGUUUCAGGAGCCGUCAAACCGGGCACGUUGGUCGCACUCAUGGGCUCGAGUGGAGCGGGGAAAAGCACGCUUAUGAAUGCUCUCGCCCACAGAAACCCAGUCGGUGUGGUAGUAGAUGGCGACAUCCGAGUCAACGGUAGGCCAAUCGGACCCUACAUGAACAACUUGUGCGGCUAUGUGCCUCAGGAGGACCUAUUCGUCAGGGACCUCACUGUGAAGGAGCAUUUGACAUUCAUGGCGUGGAUGCGUCUGGACCGUCGAACGAGUCGGUUUGAGCGCCGGCGCCACGUGCUGGACCUUUUAAGCAUUUUGGGCCUGUCGGAACGCGCCGACACGCGGAUCGGCGCCACCGGACACGAGAAGGUGUUGUCAGGCGGCGAGAAGAAGCGGCUCGCGUUCGCCUCGGAGCUACUGACAGACCCGCCGCUGCUUUUCUGCGACGAGCCGACCACCGGGCUCGACUCGUUUUCGGCCCAGAAGAUCGUGCAGAUGAUGGGCUCGAUGGCCGCGCAGGGCAAAACCAUCGUGUGUACCAUCCACCAACCGAGCUCAGAGAUGUUCAGCCUAUUUCACGAGCUGAUCCUGCUCGUUGACGGCCGCAUCGCCUUCAUGGGAACGCCCAACAACGCAGUCACCUUCUUCGAGAGUCUAAACUACCGCUGCCCGGAAAACUACAAUCCAGCUGACUUUUUCAUUCACACAUUGUCAGUGACGCCGGGCGACGAAGAAAGGUCGAGGGUGGCCGUCAAGGCCAUCUGCGAUCAGUACACGGUGAGCGAGCACGCGCGUGCCGUCGACCUGCUUGUGCACUACGAACGCCACCUGGCCGAAUCAUGCGAGAUUCCGUCGGAUCAUCUCAGAGCCCCUAGGACAAAAUUCAAAGGUCCGUUUCUGAGUACACAAUUUUUCUGGCUCGCAUACCGCUCCUUUUUGUGUGUUUUGAGAGACCCCGCCGUUCAGAAGCUAAGAAUAGUUCAAAAAUUGGGCAUCGCGAUCAUGGCUGGCCUGUGCUACGUGGGCACCCAGCUGGACCAAAGAGGCAUUCAGGCGAUCCAGGGAGCCCUUUUCAUCUUUGUUACCGAGAACACCUUCUCACCAAUGUAUUCAGUGCUCGCCCUCUUCCCACAAGAGUUUCCCCUUUUCAUGCGGGAAUAUAAGUCAGGGUUGUAUGGAGUCGGCGUCUACUACUUGUCUAAACUAAUAGCAAUGCUUCCAGGGCUGGUGCUCGAGCCUGUUGUGUUUGUUGUGGCGUCAUAUUGGCUGAUCGGCUUGCGCACUACCCUGUACGCGAUUUUAAUGACUGUCUUCAUCACCGUCAUGACAAUGAACGUUUCAACUGCGUGUGGUUGCUUCUUUUCCACCGCGUUCGAGUCACCCACAUUUGCGAUGGCUUACUUGGUGCCAUUUGACUUCCUGCUGAUGGCCACCUCAGGGCUUUUUAUUAAACUAAGUACAAUUCCCGUUUACAUUGGAUGGGUUCGUUACGUGUCGUGGAUGAUGUAUUCAAACGAGGCUAUGUCCAUAGUCCAGUGGCAAGACGUGCACAAUAUAACAUGCAAUUCCAUCUCGAAGGACGCACCCUGUUUGCGUGAGGGAAGCCAAGUUCUGAGAAAUUACAGUUUCGCUGAGGAAAACCUGCCCUUCGACAUUUUGGCCAUGAUAACCCUCUACACGUGUUUCCACGUUCUCGGAUACUUCUGUCUCAUCAAACGAGCGAAGUUGAAUUGAAGUUAUGAUUAUUGUGUUUAUAGAAAAAAAUCUAAAAUGUAAAUAUUUUGAAAAAUUAAAUAUAUGAUUAUUAUUAUUGCCAUAUCAAAUUUUAAAACUUUGAGAUAUCAUUAACUCCACUAUACCCUAAUCAUUUGCAAGGACUGAACAGAAAACAAUUCAUUUCAAACCAGCUUGUAGAGAAAUCAGGCUUUUGCCCACAGCCAGGUGCCAGGUGUGAAGUAAAAGAAAGUGACAUUGCGUUAAAAUGAAACCCAGUCAAAAGUUAAGCUCCUAAAGGUUUAAUUGUUAAAUAAAGUUGACAUUUCAUAUUAUCAUUUCUGGUUAUCAGGUCUUACUGAACUAAGCUCCUGCUAAACAUGUUGAUAAACAGAGAUCUUGAAGUAAUUGCUGUUCUAUUGUAUUUGUGUGUGUGUAUGCUGAAAUAACAAAGUUUCUUUUUUAUGUAAAUGAGAGUAAACUACUUCUGUUUGCAAAUAAAUAGUGUUUUACAUAAA